This is a messenger RNA of Hibiscus syriacus, 1424 nucleotides long. RefSeq lists its product as uncharacterized. The record is from RefSeq and is a predicted model, not a curated record. Lineage: Eukaryota; Viridiplantae; Streptophyta; Magnoliopsida; Malvales; Malvaceae. The transcript is spliced from 7 exons. The coding region runs from base 199 to 1212 and encodes 337 amino acids.
UACAGGUUAUCCUCUGGGGUGCUAUUCCACGCUCUUCUGGUGAACGAGACUGCAAAUUUCGAUUUGACACCAACCAAUAAACUCUCAUCUUUCGGAGCUGCCGUACCAAAAAGCUCACCACUUUCACUUCACCCGUCGUGUUUAAUGUCCACACCAUAAACGAACACACCUUUGUUUUUAUUGAUUGUAGGAGCUAAGAUGAAUUCCUUGAUUGUGAAGCCCUCUUCUUUUGUGCUGCAGUCUUCCUUCACUGUCUUCUCAUCGUAUAAUAACACUAAACAAUCUAUUCCUUCGUCGGUUCGCUUCCCACGGAAGAUUAAAAGUAGCACGGGAUUGGGUUUGAGAGUUAAAGCUUAUGAUUCUUCCAAGAGCGAUGAUGGGUCUAAAUCCAAUGAUGAUUCCAAGCCUCCUCAUGGCAGUCUGAAAAAUCAGCUGCCUAAGACCAGGCGAGAGAUUCUAUUGGAGUAUGUGAAAAAUGUGCAGCCGGAGUUCAUGGAAUUGUUCGUGAAACGAGCUCCUCAACAGGUUGUUGAGGCAAUGCGGCAAACAGUGACGAACAUGAUUGGAACACUGCCCCCGCAAUUCUUUGCUGUGACAGUCACCACCGUUGCUGAAAAUCUUGCACAACUCAUGUACAGUGUUAUGAUGACUGGAUAUAUGUUUAAGAAUGCACAAUACCGAUUGGAAUUGCAUCAAGGUUUAGAGCAGGCUGCUCUUCCUGAGGUGCAAGAGAAAAAGGAUGUUCCAGAUUACGCACCCGGUACGCAAAAGAAUGUGUCUGGUGAAGUUAUCAGGUGGAAUAAUGUUUCUGGCCCCGAGAAAAUAGAUGCUAAAAAGUACAUUGAGUUACUUGAAGCAGAGAUUGAGGAACUAAAUCGUCAAGUUGGCAGAAAUUCUGCUAAUGGUCCAAAUGAACUGUUAGAAUAUCUCAAGUCUCUUGAGCCCCAAAAUUUGAAGGAGUUGACAAGUAGUGCUGGAGAGGAUGUCGUAUUUGCAAUGAAUACGUUCAUUAAGCGUCUUUUAGCUGUUUCGGAUCCUAACCAAAUGAAGACAAGUGUAACUGAGACUAGUGCACCGGAACUAGCGAAGCUUCUUUAUUGGCUCAUGGUGGUUGGAUACAGCCUUCGUAACAUUGAAGUCCGAUUUGAUAUGGAAAGAGUACUCGGCACCCCUCCAAAGCUCGCCGAGUUACCCCCAGGAGAAGAUAUUUAAAUGCUGGCAGUUUCAACUGCUAAUAUACUCGAUAGCAAAUUUGGAGAACAUCAACAUGCUAUUAUUUACGUGGAGAAGCUGGGGGUGGUUAAUUCAGGGGGAUUUGCUGCAGGAGAAAACAUGGAAAUUUUGUGCAUGCCUUGCACGUUUGGCUUCUAUUUUAUCCAAAAUUUAUGAUGAAACAAAGUCUUUUCACUCGUAAUUCUUACCUU